This is a messenger RNA of Rotaria sp. Silwood1, 378 nucleotides long. The record is from the annotation of a GenBank genome assembly. NCBI's taxonomy places the organism in Eukaryota, Metazoa, Rotifera, Eurotatoria, Philodinida, Philodinidae.
AUGAAAAUUUUAGAAACAAGUACUCGUUUAUAUUUAACUGUUAUCAAACAUUUAUUAAUUGAAAAUAAUUUAUCGAAUUUUGUUAUUGAUGCUUGUAUUGCAUCAAAUCAUUUAGAUCUUCUUAUUACAUUUCUUCAUCAACCAAUUGAUAUUGAUCUAAAUCAAUUAUAUACUAAAUCAAAUGAUGAUUCAUUAUAUAAUAAUAGAAAAUUCAUCAUUAAAAUCAAUUUAAAAUUUUUACUUGAACUUGAUACUGAUGUUAAUUUUUCUGAUGAAGAAAAACGAAUAACAUUGAUAUAUGAUGUUCGUCAGAACAAUAUUGAUAUGGUGAAAUUACUUCUUAAUAAAAUUUAUAAUCCAAAUGAUAAUCUUCAUUAA